Molecule: messenger RNA, 1533 nt
Organism: Diorhabda carinulata
Lineage: Eukaryota; Metazoa; Arthropoda; Insecta; Coleoptera; Chrysomelidae
Product: all trans-polyprenyl-diphosphate synthase PDSS2-like
Exons: 5
Coding region: 140-1330 (396 amino acids)
Biological process (GO): isoprenoid biosynthetic process; ubiquinone biosynthetic process
Cellular component (GO): transferase complex; mitochondrion
Molecular function (GO): prenyltransferase activity
Source: RefSeq, a predicted model, not a curated record
ACUGACAAUCACAAUGUGCUAUAACCUUCAAAUCAAGUUUCGUUUAAAAACAAUGUGCAAGUUGAAGGAGACGUAAUUUAACUGUUGCAGACAGUGGUACUUAAUUUUCCGUUUGUAUAGAAUCGUUUUAAAUAACAAAAUGAAUAUUUGUAUUCAGCUAAAAAAUGUUUCCAAAAUAUGUGGCAAAAAUAGAGUGACGAUUAUUCAUUCCCAUAAAUUAAGUACAAAAUCUAUGGAACAAAGUGAUAGAGCUGUGAAUGAAGCUGAAAAAUUAGUAGGUUACCCAACGUCAUUCUUGAAUCUUAGGUGGUUAUUGAAUGACGAAGUUGCAAAUGUAGCCAUACAUUUGAAAAAAUUAAUUGGUACAAAACAUCCACUUGUGAAUACUGCAAGAGAAUUACUUUUAAAUAAGGAAACACCAUCAUGGGGCCUUCUAGUACUAUUGAUUUCCAAAGCUGGUGGUUUGAGUAAUAAAUUUUCUAAACUUGACUGUGAUAUAAAUGCUGGUAUUUUACAUAGCCAAAGAGUACUUGCUGAAAUAACAGAAAUGGUACGCACAAGCAACAUAAUUCACAAUAGUGUUUUAAAUAUAUCAUCCGAUGAUGAAUUCAAAGAUGAUCUACAUUUCGGUAAUAAACUAUCACUUUUAACGGGUGACUACCUAUUGAGUAAUAGUUUUAAGGAAUUAGCCGCUUUAAAGUGCCAUCCUGUAAAUGAACUCGUAUCUACUUCCCUUAGAGAUUUAACUGAAGCUUCUUUUAUUGAACCAAGAGAUAGUCAAAACAGACCUCUUCCAGCGUCACCGUUAUCUAAACAAAAAGAACCAUUACUGCCUCAUUCGUAUGAAAAAGAUUUAUUGAAGAUGUCAGAAGUUAUGGGUAACGUUAAGGCUGAAUGGACAUUGAGGCAUCUAUUGGGCGGAGGUACCCUGUUAGGAAAAUGUUGCCAAGCGUCAUUAAUGUUGGCUGAUCAUCCGGAAGAACUGGAAAAAGCUGGGUAUUUAUUUGGUAGAAACAUUGCUUUAGCUUUACAAAUUAGAAAGGAUAUAUCUCAAUACAAUUCUGGACGAAAUGGAUCUUUUAGUUUGAUUAACGCUCCGCUCAUGUUCCAUAUUCAAGAUAACCCAGAGUACUAUGAAAAUCUCAUGGUAGAUGUUGAAGAUGAUAGUAUUAAUUACAAUAGAAUUAGAAACGUCGUUUCUAGAGGGAAAGGAAUAGAAAAAUCUUUAGAAUUACAAGAAGAAUUUAUUGUUAAUGGAAGGAAUGCUUUGAGAAUAUUUCCAGAAAGUAGUACCAAACAGGCGCUAGAUAAUAUUUUACAAACUAUUUAAUAUUUUUUGUUGGUUAAAAUAGAUAAUUUGUUGAACUAUAACACUAAAAAUUAUACACUCUGGACCUUCGAGUCGGAAAGUAAAGGCUGGAAGGACCAGAUAUUGUUGUUCUGAAUGUUAUAGUAAAACUAUAUUUAGUGUAAUAUAUUGUAAAUAAUUGAAAUUCUUAGUUGAUGAUAAACGUUGCUAGUCAAUUAUAAUAA